Molecule: messenger RNA, 2649 nt
Organism: Schistosoma rodhaini
Lineage: Eukaryota; Metazoa; Platyhelminthes; Trematoda; Strigeidida; Schistosomatidae
Source: the annotation of a GenBank genome assembly
GGAAAAUACUGCUGUCUUUUUAAAUAGCGCGCUUCAAACAUAGCCAUAAUCCUAGAACAAUUCACUAAACGACAUGCAUUUUGCUGACUUUUCACUUUCCACAACGAAAUAUCUGUUAGCGUAUAAUACUUUUUCAGUUAAUCAAUAUGAGCUGUUAAAGUUUAGGCAAUUGGAUAUGGGACAUAAUUUGUUCAUAUUCAUAAAGUUGUGGCUCUUCAAAACUGUUUUGUGUUUCUGAGGAUUAUGCAUACAUACGGACAUCAAAGGUAUUGGCUUUGUGUAUGUUCUUCACAUUUGUCUCAGGAGUUAUUUUUAGGCUGGAUAAUAAGUAGUUGUACAAUACAGUCAACCUUCUUGGUUUUUUCCUGAAGGUUGGGCAAAGAGAGUAAACAUGCCUGGAAGAACAAAUGAUAUUUGUACUAUGUCCAACCUCGACAAAGAAAAUCUUGUGUCUGACAUUUUUAGUGAGUACAAUAAUUCAGAACGAUGUACUCAGGCAGUUGAUAGAAUAAUUGAAAGUAUUCAACAAAGGCGAAGACUAACCCAGACUGGUAAUAAUCAGGCCAAACCAUUCACAUACAACCAUGCCCAACCAACGUUUUUGAAUUCUCAGUCUUGUCAUCAUAGACUACCAAGUGAAUUUGUUCAACGGUCACGUGUCCAACAAAUAAUCGACGAUUUUCUUCAAAAGGCUAGAAAACGAGGACUAGGUGGUCGAACGUCUAAAGAAAAAAAUAAUCCUCCAGCAGAAAUCCAGUGUCAUCCAAUCAGUCGUCAACCAUAUAAACCUAGAGAGGGAAGAGAAAUCAAUUUUGGUGUGAAGGAAUAUUUGCCUCUAACAGAGUAUAAAAAUCGACUUGAUGUAAAUUGCAGUAAUUUCGAUACUGAAUUUCAUCAGACAUGCUCUUCAGGGAUUUAUUCACCAAGCUUUAGUAUUCGAUCGGACUCACCAGAUUUAUUUGAUCUACAAAGAAAUAAAGUCAAUUCAGAAAAUGAUCUAAAACAACCAGUGAAUAUAAAUGAUAAAGAAACAAGUUUUGGAUUGUUUGAUCAUAUUCAUGGAACCCAUUUUUCCAAGUCUGAUUAUGACGAAAUAAUUCAGCCUACUGACUUGUAUUUUUCCCAGUGCUCCAGAGAAAUGCAACGGUCUCCUAGAGUGCUAGAAGUUCCAUUAUUUCCAAAUCAUAACUCAAUCAAUAAUUUCUCAGUUAUUAACAACAGAAGUGCCCGUGCUAUGGAAAGUAAAAUUAUACCUACAAAUGUAUAUCACAAUAGACCGCGCAUUUUAUCCCAAAAUCAAUGUAAUCAAUAUGAAGACCAAGCACUUAGAUCUUAUGAUGUUGGAUUGUGUAAAAACUGUCAUAUACUGUACAGCAAACAGACAAAUACAAACCUUAAAAUUGAUAUUUCUAAUUUUAGUCCAAAUGUUUUACAAAACAUUCAGAAAUCUAACUCUACCAACAAGUCUUCACAAGAUAAUUGGAAGUUUGACCUCGCUUGUCAACCAUGUAAUUUAAAUAAUUUGAAUUUUUAUUCAAAAAAAACAAACAGAGAUGAAUUUCAAGAUUUUUUAGAUGACUGUAAAUCCAGACACUGUAUGACAACAGGUUUUGAACAAUUCACUGGACACAAUAAUUGCUGUAUAAAUAAUUAUUUCGAAAAUUUAGUGAGUGAUCAAGUUUUUCAACAUAAUUUUCAUAAAUUCACAAGUAAAUUUACGAAAGCUCAUACUCAUACACUCAAACAUCAUAAGUCAUCACCAGAGUUUAAAUUAGUGUUUCCUUUCAAAGUAAUCAAUACUGAAUGUAAUAAGUUAAAUGAAACUUAUAUGUGUAAUCAAGAUCAUCAAAAUGAGGAUAUUGUUAAACAUCUUCCAAACGAACAAAAGAAUGACUUUAUUUACAAUAAAAAUGUUAACACUCUUAAGCACACAGAUUAUUCAAAGAGUGAUUUAAAAUUGGUCGAAGAAAGAAAGAUUCAUUCAUUAGGUUUAUCCUAUUUACCUGAUAAAAUAAACAAUCUGAAAUCUAAGACAUCAACAGUAUCAACCCAAACAUAUUCAACAAAUGAAAGAUGUGAAGAUACUUUUUGUAUCCCAUAUAGAGAACAAAAUUUUAACACGGAAAAGAUAUAUUGCACAAAAUGUCUAGAUGGUUCAAAGUCUAAAAGUGGGACUCCACCACCAGAGGGAACAAGCUCUCAUGAUGAAUCAAUUAUUAUAAGUGACUUUACUAAACAACUGCCGAUACUAUCAUCUGCGAAAAAUCAUAUUCACAAACCACUAGCUACAUCAACACCCUCUGGUGAAAGGGCAAAUGACGAUAAAAAAGCUGAUGAGAAUAAGUCUAAAAUGAAAACUAAACAAUUAACAGAUGCUUAUUACAGUUUUCAAAUGCCUAGAAAAAUUACAAGAGAUAUAUCUUCUGAGACCAUUAUGAACAAUACGGAUGAAAGUGAAUCAUUUCUAAUUUUAAAUUUAUUAAAAUCAGCAGGUAAAAGUAUCUCAUUUGAAAAUAUUGAUUACAUUAAUAAUGAAGAAUAAAAAAUUGUAAAGUUCAUAAGAUGAAAUACUAUUCAUGGUUGCCUUUGUUGAUUGUUAUACUGAUUUGGUUAAAUAGUUCAGUAGUUUAAAUAAACAUAAUUUGAGCU